GAUCUUUUGAAGCUUCCGACAAUCAGUGUUAAAGCCCAGCCAGCCACGGCUUCUCAAUUCUUCUGCGCGUUCCAAACCUUUCUCAUCGUACCUCUUGUUCCACACCUGGUCGAUUUCUCUUUGCAGGCUGGGGACCUGUAAACCCCCUUGUCGUCCAAGAUGGCAACCAGCGUAGACGCCAAGCUGCUGAAGCAGACCAAGUUUCCGCCCGAGUUUAGCAAGAAGGUGGAUAUGACCAAGGUCAAUAUUGAGGUUAUGAAGAAAUGGAUUGCAGGCAAGAUCAUUGAGAUCCUCGGCAAUGAAGAUGACGUCGUUAUUGAGCUCUGCUUCAACCUUCUCGAAGGCUCGCGCUUCCCCGAUAUCAAAUCGCUACAGAUCCAACUCACUGGGUUCCUGGACAAGGAUACUCCGAAGUUCUGCAAAGACCUGUGGAACUUAUGUCUCAGUGCCCAAGAGAACCCUCAAGGCGUUCCCAAAGAACUGCUGGAAGCAAAGAAGCUUGAAUUGAGACAAGAGAAGCUUGAAGCAGAGAUGGCUGCCGAGGAAGCCCGACGACGGAAAGAACAAGAGCGAUCCCGCGAACAAGAAAUCGAAAGUAUCAGGCAGAGGGAACGCGCAGACCGUGGCGGUAGAGGUCCCCCACCUGGAGGUCGUUCAGGUCGCGAUUUUGGCAGAAGAGGUUUCAGAGACUCCCGCUCACCUCCGCCCAGGCGACGCAGUCCGCCCCGAUAUAGAGAAGGCCGGCCAAGGCGGGAAUUUGAUUCGUAUGUUCCUCCGCGUUCCCGGCGAGGACGUCGCCCCUCCAGGUCGAUCUCGCGUUCAGUGUCUCGCUCUGCUUCUUCGUCGCGUUCUCCACCCCCGCGUCGAUCACGCUAUGGGGGAAGAGACAGGUCCAGAGACAGGAGGCGGAGGCCUUCAAUCAGUAGCUCUCGUUCCCCGGAUAGGAGGGACACUAGGAAGUCGCGCAGACGCAGUUCGGAUGCCGGUGAUGAUCGAGCUAGAUCCGUUACUCGCAGUAUUUCACCUCGCUCACGUUCUCCCAGGCGAGACCGAAGGAGGGAUCGAUCGACCACUUCCCGCAGCGUUUCGAGGUCGCCUACGCCCAAAGACAAUCGUCGCAGGAAGCAUUCGUCUGUAUCAAGGUCCAGAUCUAGGUCGCGGACCAGAUCCGUCGCCCGCUCACCGUCUGACUCUCAGGGCCCCGGUGGGAGGGGUAGCCGCUGGAGGAGAUCUCCAUCUUACGAUUCCAGAGCCUAUAGAAGAGAUGCACGCACUGAUGUUGGCAAGCGCCGUAGAUCCCGUGAUGAUCGCCGUUUGAGCCGCAGCAGAGACCGGUCUCGCGACCGUCGACGUCGAAGCCCAAGUCGAAGCAGGAGCAGAAGCCGUAGUCGAGGUCGCACUCGCACUAUCAGUGCCAGCCCACGACGUGAUCGUUCGCGCAGUCGCAGUCGCAGCCGCACUCCCAGGGGGGACAGGAAGAGACGGCGGUCCAUUGAAAGAUAUGCCCCAGCAGCCCGAAGACGGCGCAACACCUCUUCGGUUUCCGUACCCACUGAGAAGCGACAGAGAAUGGCUGAUUCAGAAGAGGAGACCGCAAAGCGGUCACCUUCCCCCGCAGGCCGUCGAAGUUCGAAGGACGAGCAGGAUCCGGGAAAGACCUCAAGCCCUGACCAGGCAAAACGGCAACAACAGAAUCCCGUUGGCUCGCGGCUCUCUGCUACGAAAAUUCGUGAGAAAUUGCUUCGGGAGAAGUUAACCGCCAUGCGUCGUACAAGUGCUAGCGAAAAGCCUCAGCAAGCAGCGACAUCCAAAGAAUAAUUCUUUUUUCAUUUAGGUAGGUGUAAGCAUCAGGAAACAGGAGCCAUGGGAGUUGCGGUCCUUGGCACAAAAGCAAAGGAGUUUAUCUCGGGGAGAAAGCCAAGCGUCGAUUCCAUCGAAAGUGCAUUUUUCUUUCUUCUCCUUUUGGUUUUAGUUAAUCAAAUAAAAUAAUGAAUCUCUUCCUUCCUCCCUUCCUUCCAG
Messenger RNA from Paecilomyces variotii, 2019 nucleotides. RefSeq names its product putative PWI domain mRNA processing protein. Gene Ontology annotation, molecular function: RNA binding. NCBI's taxonomy places the organism in Eukaryota, Fungi, Ascomycota, Eurotiomycetes, Eurotiales, Thermoascaceae. The coding region runs from base 160 to 1818 and encodes 552 amino acids. Gene Ontology annotation, biological process: regulation of mRNA splicing, via spliceosome; mRNA processing. The transcript has 5 exons. The record is from RefSeq and is a predicted model, not a curated record. Gene Ontology annotation, cellular component: spliceosomal complex.